AUUGUGCUCUAUUGCGCUGUCAGUUUAUGCGCAUGCGCGCGCAAAUAUUUCCAAUCGUUUGAUUGCGCGCGCUUUCCGCCUGAUUUGUGUUAUAUACUGUUUAAAAAUUGGAGCUCCGAUCCAAGGUCCGAAAAAUUUUGGUCGCGCGGGACCAAAAACGGAGCGCGCAUGCGCGGACCAGAGCGAUAGAGCGACGGAGCGUGCAGCGCUCAGUCCUCCUGCAGCCACGAAUAGGUGUGAAUAGGUGCGUUGUUGCGAGCGAUAACGGGCGGCCGGCCCUAAGUUUUUGUCGUCGCUGUUGUCGUUGUCAAGUCGCCGUUUUAACGACAAGCUUUGUUUUGUAUACUGAGUGGCGCAGACUGAACUAAUUACACCAGAAAGCUGCAGUGUUUGUUUUCAAAGACGCACGUUACGACGUUAACAUAUCGUUCUACUGGAACAAAAUGGACAUUCGGAAAUUUCUGAGUAAAAAACCACGACUUGAGAACGAUGAAGUAAAUGUAAGUAUAAAAUGCUUGUUUCUUUGGCACUAAAGGUUUUCUCGUCGCGCAUGCAGAUAUAAUUAAUGCAAAAUUAGAAUAUAAUUUUCGAAUAUUUAUUCUUAUUUGGUAUUUACAGAUAAAUAAUCAACCUUUGGCUCGUUUUGAAAAAAUUAAUGCAAAUGAAGAAUCUGCCUCGACAACUAUAACUGAAAUACAAGUAGUAAACCCAAACGAUAUUGGACUGUUCGUUGACAAGCCUGCAGCUUCGAGCAUUGAUUCUACGAAGAAACUUCAAGAAAAUAUUUGGGUUCCACCAGACACCUAUCAAUUUCCAGCAUCGGGCCCAAGAAAUUUAAAAUUCCAGAGGUCUUGGUUAACGAAGUAUAAGUGGUUGGCAUAUUCGGCGGUAAAAAACGGAGCAUUCUGCAAAUGCUGUGUAUUGUUUGGUGUCACGAAGGCAGGAGUUCAUGGACAACAAGUAGGUAACCUAGUAUCAAAACCUUUCACCAAUUGGAAGAAAGCUAUAGAAAGCUUUAACAACCAUUCGUCACUGGAAUACCACAAAACAUCUUUAUUAAAAUCAGAAUUAAGAGGUGAUAUUGAUAAUCAAGCUACGUUGUCGAUCGAUUUAUUACUAUCGAAGCAGAAACUAGAUUUCUUAGCCGAAAGCAGAGAACAUAUGGAAGCUAUAGUUCAAACAGUGAUUCUUUGUGGUCGACAAGGAUUGGCACUCCGAGGAAAUAAUGAUACUGGUCGAAUCGUUCUGCAAGGACCCGAUUAUAAUGACGGGAAUUUUCGAGCUCUUUUGAGAUAUCGUGCGGCAACUGAUGUGAAAUUAAAACUUCAUUUAGAGCAUUCUCCGAAGAAUGCGAUGUACAUUAGCAACCGUAUUCAAAAUGAAAUAAUUUCCAUUUGUAAUCAAAUGAUACAAAAACAGCUCAUCAAUAAGAUUAAUGAUUCUAAGGCCUUUACGCUUAUGGCAGAUGAGUUAGCGGACAUUUCGGGGGUCGAACAAAUUUCGAUUUGCAUCCGGUACGUAAGCGAAGAUCACGGUAAAUUUAAAAUUUGCGAAGAUUUCUUGAGUUUUAUUCCAACGACACAACUUACUGGGAAAGGACUGGCGGAUGUGAUUUUAUCGUUCCUGGAAACUUCACAGAUUGAUUGUAUGUACUUCUUCGGUCAGUGCUACGACGGAGCAAGAAAUAUGAGUGGAGAAUUUCACGGAGCUCAAGCUUAUAUUCAGGAAAAAUACAAUUUAGCUCUGUAUUCACAUUGUGCAGCUCACAGUUUUAAUUUGGUUGUUAGUGACGCGUGCAAAGUUGUUCCGAUCAGACAUUGUUUAGGCACUAUUCAGAGCGUAUAUAAUUUUUUCAACUACCCCAAACGCCUGCUUGCACUUCAAGACGCCAUUGCUAGAAAUGAUUACCUUCGUGAUGAUAAAAAAAAGAAAUUGAAACAAUCAUGUACGACGAGAUGGGUGGAACAGCACGAGUCAGUUGGAAUAUAUUUUCAUCUACAACCAGAAGUUAUAGACGCCUUGGAAGUCAUCUCAAGUUCUUGGACUGAUUCAAAAACGACGCAACGCUUUUCAACUUCUAUCUGCAAUAGGAACCUUGGAUUUUCAGAUUUCAUUAAAAAUUCUUCAAUCAGUUCAUUUGUUGGCUUUAUCAUUAAGUCGAGUACUUCAAACUGAGAAUCAGGAUUUAGUUGAAGCUAUAAAGUUGGCCGAAGCUGUAAAAGAAGAAUUAAUGAAUAUGAUAAAGCACGCAGAAGAAAAUUUCAGUACGAUUUUUGAAGAAGUUCGCUAGACAUGUGGAAAGCACGAUAUUGAAGUAAAAAAGCCGAGACUUGCUUCCCGUCAAACUCAACGUUGCAAUGUUAUGAGUGGGGAUAUUGAAGAUUACUAUAGAAUUUCUACGUAUUUACCAUACCUUGAUUUAUUCAUUACUCAUCUUGUUGACCGUUUUCUCAAACAUCGCGAGAUACUAACAAAUUUUGGAUGUCUUUUUCCAUCGAAAACUUCAACCCUAGAUGAAGAAGCCUGCAAACAACUCUUUUCUAAGUACGCUACGAUUUUGAAUGCUGAUUCUCCUGAAGUAUGGAUCAGUGAAGUGCGGAUUUGGCGAAGACGAAUUUUGGACAAAAAUAUCAAAAAUUCUCUCGAUGCUCUUGAUGUCUGCAAUGAGGAUGCUUUUCCUAAUGUCCAUAAAAUCUUGAGGGUAAUGGCUGUACUACCAGUAACAACUUCGACAAACGAUUGCUCUUUCUCAACAUUACGCAGGUUGAAAAAUUAUUUGUGUUCUAC
This is a messenger RNA of Homalodisca vitripennis (glassy-winged sharpshooter), 2787 nucleotides long. RefSeq names its product zinc finger MYM-type protein 1-like. The coding region runs from base 1162 to 2175 and encodes 337 amino acids. Lineage: Eukaryota; Metazoa; Arthropoda; Insecta; Hemiptera; Cicadellidae. The transcript has a single exon. The record is from RefSeq and is a predicted model, not a curated record.